UAAAAAACAAAACAAUCCUGUUGCAGUCAGUGAAGGUGACACAACAGGCAGCCUCGGAGCUCGCUGCUCAUUUCCUGAGUGCAGACAGAGAAGACGUUUGUCGACGGAGAGCAGAGGAGCUGAUCUAAAACAAAAUGACUACGGUGGAGAAAACAUACGACCGCAAAGACACGACUCUGAAGUUUGUCAACAGGCCGGAUGAUCUGGAUCCACUACCCCCAGAGGAAGGAGACAAGUGUCUCCGAGCAGAAAUGUCCUGCGGUCAUGCCGUCACCCCAGAGUCUCUCACAGGGUGGUGUCGCAGCUUGCUGGAUCAGGGCCAGUACAAAUUUAAGUGCCCUGCUUUAAAGCACGGUACCUUGCAAAAGUGUGAUGCAGCGUGGUCUUAUCAAGAGGUGCGCAGGCUGGCAGUGCUGACAGCUGAAGAGAUGCAGUACUUCGAAGAGAACAUGGCUCGUCUGGCUGUUACAGAAUACUGUGAAUUCAAAACAUGUCCUGGGUGCAAAACCUAUGUGGAGAGAGAGGACCUGACAAACCUCAGUGUGCAGUGCACAGUCUGCACAGCAGACAAGAAGAAAGUUUACCAGUUCUGCUGGCAGUGUCUGAAGCCGUGGAAAGGUACAGCUCCACGCUCUGACCGCUGCGACAACAACGGCUGCAUCAACCACGACCUCGAGCUACUCAAGAACUGCAAGACCACCGCCCUCCCUCAGGUGCAGGGGGUGGAUGCGUGUCCCUCCAUCCGGGCCUGUCCCACCUGUGGUCAGAGGGUGGAGCACGACAAAACGGGCUGUAAGAACAUCAUCUGUCCUCGCUGUCAGGUUGAGUUCUGCUUUGUGUGUCUGAAGCUCACUCCUGAGUGCCUGGAAACGAGCUCUUACUUCAUCCCCUGCAGUGAUGGUGUGGCUCCCAGACAAACCUCCAUACCUGUGUGGCACAGAAACUAAGAGUGCAAACACAUUCACUAGUCGUGUGUAGCUUACACCCUUCUUCUGUCACACUAUACUGUACUUUUCCUGUUAGAUUCUCUUUGCAACCGAAGCCAGUAGUGUAGGCUUAUAGGUUUAUUUGUUCAUGUACAAUGUGAGCAUUAAAAUGUUAUGCUGUAUUUUCUCAUAAUGUUGUAUAAUGCACUCUUUUUAAUAUUGCCACUGAAAGUUGCUUCCUCACAAUUGAUCUCUGCUCGAUAAUAGUUCAUCAUUAAUAACUGAGCAUCACUUAAUAAAGUUUCCCUUUACAUGAA
This is a messenger RNA of Siniperca chuatsi (mandarin fish), 1243 nucleotides long. Its product is annotated as probable E3 ubiquitin-protein ligase ARI5. Bases 135 to 947 code for a protein of 270 amino acids. The transcript is spliced from 4 exons. NCBI's taxonomy places the organism in Eukaryota, Metazoa, Chordata, Actinopteri, Centrarchiformes, Sinipercidae. The record is from RefSeq and is a predicted model, not a curated record.